AGCUCCGCCCCCAGCAGUUCCCCAAUAAAUGCUGGAAUAUUCCCAUCAGUUUACAACAGCAUCAGAUCAUCAGGAAGAGCUGAAAUCUGCAAGGACUGAGUUUCUUAAAGAGGACAGAGAGAAGAUGAGAGAUCCAGAACCCUGCAGAACCAAACUCACUGAAGACACUGAAGAACUAACAGAUCUGAUGGAAGAAAGCGAGGAGAGUGAAGAACUGAGUGAAGCAGAGGAGAAACAUCACGAGAACCCUGGAGAAAAACCUUUGAGUCGCUCAAAGACUAAAAAGACAUUUUUAAAGAAAAGAAGAGUCAAGAAAUCUUUGACCUGCUCUCAGUGUGGAAAGAGUUUCACAACCAAACAACAUCUUGAUGUUCACAUGAGGAUCCACACUGGAGAGAAACCGUUCACAUGUGAUCUGUGCGGGACAAGCUUCACAGAUACAGGGAGACUCAAGAGACACAUGAGAGUUCACACUGGAGAGAAACCGUUCACAUGUGAUCUGUGCGGGACAAGCUUCACAGAUACAGGGAGACUCAAGAGACACAUGAGAGUUCACACUGGAGAGAAACCGUUCACAUGUGAUCUGUGCGGGACAAGCUUCACAGAUACAGGGAGACUCAAGAGACACAUGAGAGUUCACACUGGAGAGAAGCCGUUCACGUGUGAUCUGUGCGGGAAGAGCUUCACACAGAGAGCACAUCUUAAGGGACACAUGAGGAUCCACACGGGAGAAAGACCGUAUGCAUGUAAUCAGUGUAGAAAGACUUUCACACAAUCACCACACCUUAAAGAACACAUGAAAAUCCACACCGGAGAGAAACCAUACAUGUGUGAUCAGUGUGAAAAGAGAUUCACAUACAAACAUGAACUUACUAUUCACACGAGGAUCCACACCGGAGAGAAGCCGUAUGCUUGUGAUCAGUGUGGCAAAAGAUUUGUUUCUGGAUCACACCUGAAGAAUCACCUGACAGUUCAUACGAAGGAGAAGCCACAUUCAUGUUCUGAUUGUGGAAAGAGUUUUUCACUUCUGCAAAGUUUAAAAGGACAUCAGAAAAUACAUACCGGUGAAAAAUCUUACAUGUGCUUUGAGUGUAAGAAGACUUUUAUUUCAGCAAACUGUUUAAAACUGCACCAGAGGAUUCACACUGGAGAGAAACCUUACAAGUGUUCACACUGUGACAAGAGAUUCAGUCAGUCAGCAAGUCUGAGAAAACACGAGACGAUCCACAGCAGAGAGAAACCACACACAUGUGAUCAGUGCGGGAAGAGUUUUGCUUUUAAAAAUCACCUGAAGAUACACAAGAAGAUCCAUGCAGCGGAGAAACCUGAUCAGCGCAGUCUGAGAUUACUGUAACAGAAAUGAGUCGAACCAGACAAAUUAAAGAGUCUAUCAAAGCGGUGUUUGUAACACGAGCCGA
Messenger RNA from Carassius auratus (goldfish), 1418 nucleotides. RefSeq names its product gastrula zinc finger protein XlCGF57.1-like. NCBI's taxonomy places the organism in Eukaryota, Metazoa, Chordata, Actinopteri, Cypriniformes, Cyprinidae. Bases 29 to 1354 code for a protein of 441 amino acids. Gene Ontology annotation, cellular component: transcription regulator complex; chromatin; PcG protein complex. Gene Ontology annotation, molecular function: RNA polymerase II cis-regulatory region sequence-specific DNA binding; DNA-binding transcription factor activity, RNA polymerase II-specific. The transcript is spliced from 2 exons. The record is from RefSeq and is a predicted model, not a curated record. Gene Ontology annotation, biological process: regulation of transcription by RNA polymerase II.